AUGGCGGAGCAUAUUACAGCCACCGACGGCAAGCAUAAAGCGUCCGCGAACGCCGGUGGCACGCUCCCGGGCAAUAGCCGGCCCAGCGCCGUGGGCGGAGGGGGUAGAGGAAGCCUCUCCGGAGGACUGACGCAGCCGGCGGGGUGGCAAUCGCUGCUGUCUUUCACCAUCCUCUUCCUGGCCUGGUUGGCAGGCUUCAGCUCAAGACUCUUCGCAGUGAUUCGCUUUGAGAGCAUCAUCCACGAGUUUGACCCAUGGUUCAACUACAGAUCAACGCAUCACCUCACCACAAAUGGGUUCUACGAGUUCCUCAACUGGUUCGACGAGAGGGCGUGGUAUCCCCUGGGCCGGAUCGUGGGGGGAACCGUUUAUCCAGGUCUGAUGGUCACUGCCGGCCUUAUCCACUACGUGCUGAACCUGCUGCAUGUGACGGUGCACAUCCGGGACGUGUGCGUCUUCCUGGCGCCGAUCUUCAGCGGCCUGACGUCCAUCUCCACCUUCCUGCUGACGCGGGAGCUCUGGAACCAGGGGGCGGGGCUGCUGGCCGCCUGCUUCAUCGCCAUCGUCCCCGGCUACAUCUCCCGCUCCGUCGCCGGCUCCUUCGACAACGAGGGCAUCGCCAUCUUCGCCCUCCAGUUCACCUACUACCUCUGGGUGAAAUCCGUCAAAACCGGAUCGGUGUUCUGGACGAUUGGCUGCUGCCUCUCCUACUUCUACAUGGUUUCGGCGUGGGGAGGCUACGUGUUCAUCAUCAAUCUCAUCCCUCUCCACGUGUUCGUGCUUCUGCUGAUGCAGCGCUACAGCAGGAGAGUCUACAUCGCGUACAGCACCUUCUACAUCGUGGGCCUGGUGUUGUCCAUGCAGAUCCCGUUCGUCGGCUUCCAGCCAAUCAGGACCAGCGAACACAUGGCGGCGGCAGGUGUAUUCGCGCUGCUUCAAGCCUACGCAUUCCUGCAGUAUCUGAAAGACCGGCUCACAAAGCAAGAGUUCCAGACGCUCUUCUUCCUGGGCGUGUCGCUAGCUGCUGGGGUCGUGUUCCUCACCGUCAUAUACCUGACCUACACAGGGUACAUCGCACCAUGGAGUGGUCGCUUCUACUCUCUGUGGGACACAGGCUACGCGAAGAUCCACAUCCCCAUCAUUGCCUCUGUGUCGGAGCACCAGCCCACCACCUGGGUCUCCUUCUUCUUCGACCUGCACAUCCUGGUCUGCACCUUCCCAGCAGGCCUCUGGUUCUGCAUCAAGAACAUCAAUGAUGAGCGUGUCUUUGUGGCCCUGUACGCCAUCAGCGCGGUGUACUUCGCGGGGGUGAUGGUGCGCCUCAUGCUGACCCUGACGCCCGUGGUGUGCAUGCUGUCGGCCAUCGCCUUCUCCAACGUCUUCCAGCACUACCUGGGCGACGACCAGAAGAGGGAGAACCCGCCGGCCGAGGACAGCAGCGACGAGGACGACAAGAGGAGCUCCGGCAACCUGUACGACAAGGCGGGGAAGGUGCGCAAGCACGUGUCCGAGCAGGAGAAGGCGGAGGAGGGCCUGGGGCCCAACAUCAAGAGCAUCGUCACCAUGCUGAUGCUGAUGCUGCUGAUGAUGUUCGCCGUGCACUGCACCUGGGUCACCAGCAACGCCUACUCCAGCCCCAGUGUGGUGCUGGCGUCCUAUAACCACGACGGAACACGCAACAUCCUGGACGACUUCCGCGAGGCGUACUACUGGCUGCGUCAGAACACGGACGAGCACGCGCGCGUCAUGUCCUGGUGGGACUACGGCUACCAGAUCGCCGGCAUGGCCAACCGGACCACGCUGGUGGACAACAACACGUGGAACAACAGCCACAUCGCCCUGGUGGGCAAGGCCAUGUCCUCCAAUGAGAGCGCAGCCUAUCAGAUCAUGCAGAGCCUGGACGUGGACUACGUGCUGAUCAUUUUCGGGGGGGUGAUCGGUUACUCCGGGGACGACAUCAACAAGUUCCUGUGGAUGGUCCGGAUAGCGGAGGGGGAGCACCCCAAGGACAUUCGGGAAAGCGACUAUUUCACCCCACAGGGAGAGUUCCGGGUGGACAAGGCCGGCUCCCCGACUCUACUCAACUGCCUCAUGUACAAGAUGUCCUACUACCGCUUUGGGGAGAUGCAGCUGGAUUUCCGGACGCCGCCGGGGUUCGACCGGACCCGCAACGCCGAGAUCGGCAACAAGGACAUCAAGUUCAAGCACCUGGAGGAGGCCUUCACGUCGGAGCACUGGCUGGUGCGCAUCUACAAGGUGAAGAAGCUGGAGAACCGCGAGCCGCUGGACCACAAGCCCCGCGUCACCAACCUCUCCAAACAGAAGUACACCUCCAAAAAGAUCGCUAAGAGGAAGCGCGGCUACAUCAAGAACAAGCUCGUCCUGAAGAAAGGCAAGAAACUGAGCAAGAAGGCAGUUUAACCAUGAAGACGGGGGGAGUGAAAAAGAAAAAAAAAAAACCAACAGCAACAACAAACAGCGACGACACACAAAGCAAAGCAAGGAACACACCAGGGAAGAAGAUGAUGAUUAUGAUGAAGAAGAGGAGGAGGAGGAGGAAGGAGAAGAACAGCCGUUGUCUGGAACCCCAGAGCGCGUUUUGCCUUGAGCGCCAGCCCCCGGAGGGCCCCGCUGAAGCAGGAACGGAGGGAUGGUCAUCGGUUCAUCGGGGGGU
Molecule: messenger RNA, 2674 nt
Organism: Megalops cyprinoides (Indo-Pacific tarpon)
Lineage: Eukaryota; Metazoa; Chordata; Actinopteri; Elopiformes; Megalopidae
Product: dolichyl-diphosphooligosaccharide--protein glycosyltransferase subunit STT3B
Exons: 16
Coding region: 1-2421 (806 amino acids)
Biological process (GO): post-translational protein modification
Cellular component (GO): membrane
Molecular function (GO): dolichyl-diphosphooligosaccharide-protein glycotransferase activity
Source: RefSeq, a predicted model, not a curated record